Molecule: messenger RNA, 2148 nt
Organism: Zingiber officinale
Lineage: Eukaryota; Viridiplantae; Streptophyta; Magnoliopsida; Zingiberales; Zingiberaceae
Product: cleft lip and palate transmembrane protein 1 homolog
Exons: 12
Coding region: 85-1878 (597 amino acids)
Cellular component (GO): membrane; endomembrane system
Source: RefSeq, a predicted model, not a curated record
GCAAGCAAAUAAAAAAUAUCAUCCCUUCCCUUCUCUUUUCUGAUUCCUCGAUCACCGUCUAGGAUCGGAUUCUCCGGUGCAGCGAUGUCGCAAGCGGCAGAACGGCCGCUUGUGGCGGAAGCGGCGGCAGCGCCGAGGCAGGCACAACAGCAACAGGGUUUCAGGCAGUCGCUAGCGGGAGUUGUGAGGAUGGCUGUGUUCUGGUAUUUCGCCAUGAAGUUCUUCAGCCCGAAGAAGCCCGUUGAGCCCUCUCUUCUUAUCUCCAAUCUAUUCCAAAAGGGCGAGCCUUUGGACAUGUGGCUCUAUCUUUCUGAGAAGGAGAACUUCAAUGACUUCUCUGAUGAAGAUGCCCUUGUUUGGCAUGAGGCAAAUAUUCCAUACGCAGUUUGGGGUCAGAGUAGUACUAGGUCCUUGUCUAUGCAGUAUUAUCCAUCUGAGGCUGUGAAACACAAUGGAACUUUGUAUGCUCAUGUUUUCUUUGCGCGAUCAGGAUACCCUCCGGAUCCUAAUGACCCAGAGUAUGAACCACUAUCUACCUUUAGGAGGACCCAUUCUGUUGUGGCCUUUUUUCCAAAGUCGAAAUCUGAUAAAAAGAGGAGCUUGUUAGGAAGUUCCAAAGAUUCAGAAGGGGAAGAGUCAAUGCUUGAGGUGAAGCAUGAUAGUGAAAUUGAAGCUGUGGAUGAAGUCGAUGCUGAAUGGGUUUCAUACUGGAAACCAAAUAUCACCAUCAACCUUGUUGAUGAUUUUACAAGAUACCCUCACAACAUCCCUGCAAAUGUCAUUGACUAUAUAAAUGUGGAGCCAACCACAGGGAAUUACUUCCCUACAGUUUUCUUUAAUGAAUUUUGGCUUUUAAAGGACAAGCUUAUGCCACUGAAUGACAGCAUGACGGAAGUACCUCUUAAUCUAGAACUAGGGCCCAUUAGCUUGACUAAGUGGCAAUUCUUUUUACAGAUUGAGCAGGCAUUUCAGGUUCAUCGUAGUUAUGGUAGCAUGCUUGAAGGUGAGGCUGAUGAACUUAAGAGGGUAUUCUUAGAAGGAAACCCAUACCUCCUCGGAGUAACAAUGAUUGUAUCUCUGCUACAUUCAGUCUUUGAUUUCUUGGCUUUCAAGAAUGAUAUUCAGUUUUGGAAUAAAAACAAAUCUAUGGAAGGGCUCUCUGCAAAAUCAGUCAUUGUGAAUUUUGUUUGCCAGCUGGUGGUUUUCCUUUAUCUCCUAGAUAAUGAAACUUCUUGGAUGAUACUUGCUAGUUCUGGUAUCGGCUGCUGCAUCGAGUUCUGGAAAAUAGGAAAAGCAAUGCACAUUGAGGUAGACAGAAGCGGAAGGAUCCCCAUGUUGAAACUCCGAGAUCGCGAGUCAUAUGCCAAGAAUAAGACGAAGGAGUAUGAUGAUCUUGCAAUGAAGUAUCUCUCUUAUGUUCUUUUCUUCCUUGUGGCUUGCUUUGCCAUCUAUUCACUUAUGUAUGAGCAGCAUAAAAGCUGGUAUUCUUGGAUACUUUCUUCUCUAACGAGCUGUGUGUACAUGUUUGGCUUUAUCAUGAUGUGCCCACAGCUUUUCAUCAACUAUAAACUGAAAUCGGUUGCGCAUCUCCCUUGGCGGCAAAUGACUUACAAGUUCCUGAACACAAUCAUCGACGACCUUUUCGCAUUUGUAAUUAAAAUGCCCAUGUUGCAUCGCCUAUCUGUUUUCCGAGAUGAUGUUAUCUUCUUCAUAUAUGUCUAUCAGAGAUGGAUUUACCCUGUGGAUAAGAAGCGAGUGAAUGAAUUUGGUUUUGGUGGCGAAGACGAUACCCAAAUCAGCCAAAGUUUAGUAUCUGGUGAUACAGCCGCAACUAAAGAGGCUGAAGCUAGGAUGGAAGGCAACAAAAAGACCAAUUAGUUUGGGUAUAUUUGGUUGCAUGUAUUUGCUCACCGGUCUAGUGAAUCGUUUGCCAUACCUCUUGUUUGAGGACAUUACUUGGCGCCGGAUCCUUGCUCGGUCGUAUGAUUAGGCUGGUUGGCAAAUUGUAACAGUAGUUUGAGGUUUGGUUUGGAUUUUCAUGUAUUUAUUCAAUUACGAUGUUUGACGCAGAGAGAGAUUCGUUCUUCUGCUAGCUGGUGGUUAGAGAAUUAUUUAUGAUCAUUUGCUUGAACACUCAGAUUUCCUUUA